Molecule: messenger RNA, 1758 nt
Organism: Danio aesculapii
Lineage: Eukaryota; Metazoa; Chordata; Actinopteri; Cypriniformes; Danionidae
Product: deoxynucleoside triphosphate triphosphohydrolase SAMHD1-like
Exons: 15
Coding region: 115-1746 (543 amino acids)
Biological process (GO): regulation of innate immune response; dGTP catabolic process; defense response to virus
Cellular component (GO): nucleus
Molecular function (GO): dGTPase activity
Source: RefSeq, a predicted model, not a curated record
UGUGAAAGGCGAGACUUUCCUCAAGUGUUUCAGUGACUAGAGCUGUGAAUCUGUCAAAUCUGUAAGCAGUUCUACACAUCUCCAUUCUCUCCAUUUUUAACAACUCACAGAAACAUGCCAAAAGAGAGGAUCCCCCAUGCUGAACCAAGCAGAAAGCUCUAUGAGCACAGGAAAAGUCUCCUGCAGGAACUGAAAAGGUCAUAUGAUGCAAGUGAAGAGCCUGAUAAACAGCAGUUGUGGGAAAUGAUCACGGAUGAACUGCAAGACAUCCUGAAGAAAUACACCUUAGACUUCUCAAAAGAACAAAUGAAGAUCUUCAAUGACCCUAUUCAUGGUCACAUUGCUCUGCACCCCCUGCUGGUGAAAAUCACAGACACUCCUCAGUUUCAGAGACUCAGACACCUCAAACAGCUCGGAGGAACAUAUCUGGUGUAUCCCGGAGCUUCCCACAACCGAUUCGAGCACUCCAUUGGCGUGGCGCAUUUAGCCGGGCGCUUGGUCAAGAGUCUUUAUGACAAUCAGCCGGAGCUCAAAAUCACCAAACAGGAUUUUCUGUGUGUUCAGAUCGCUGGUCUGUGCCAUGAUUUAGGUCAUGGCCCACUUUCACAUGUAUUUGACGCCCUGGUUAUUCCUGAAGCCAAAAAAAUAAAGAAAUUAAAAGGUUUGCCUGAGGAUAUCCCUGAAAGCUGGAAGCAUGAGCAGAUGUCAGUGCAGAUGUUUGACAGCAUUGUGAAGAGUCUAAAUGAGGAGGUGUUGAGGGAACAUGGACUCACUGAUAUUGACGUCAUCUUCAUUAAAGAGUUAAUCGAAGGGGCAAAAGCCUCAGAUGAUGAGUGGCCGUACAAGGGCAGAAAUGUAGAGAAAUCCUUCCUCUACGAGAUUGUGGCAAAUAAACAAAACGGCAUUGAUGUGGACAAAUGGGACUAUUUUGCACGAGACUGUCAUCACCUUGGCAUUCGAAACAGCUUCGACCAUCUCCGACUGCUGAAAUUUGCUCGAGUUUGUGUAGUGAAUGGAAGAAAGCACAUCUGCUUCAGAGACAAGGAGGCUGAUAAUGUCUACGACAUGUUUCGCACCCGAUACACACUCCAUCGCCAGGCCUAUCAACACAAGAUCGGGAAUAUCAUUGAAGACAUGUUUGCUAAAGCACUCCUGCUUGCUGAUCGUGACCUUCAUGAAGAUAGACCUGCAGAUAUGCUGAAAAUUUCUGAAGCCAUAAAGUCAGUGGAGGAUUACUACAAACUUACAGAUGAGAUCUUUGAGCAGAUCUUGUCCUCCACCUCUCCUAAUCUGAAGGAAUCCAGAGACAUCCUGGACAAGAUCAUGAGAAGAAAACUGCCAAAGUUUAUCGGAGAAGCUCGUCUGACUGAGAAGAUCAUGUCAAAGGAAGAGCUACAAAUGACCUGGAAGGCAGCAGUAGAGACGUACACACCAACAGACCCUACUGUUUCCCUGAACGCUGAAGAGCUACCGGUUUAUGUGGUUGAUCUGGAUCACGGCAUGAAGGACAAAAACCCCAUUGAACAUGUUUAUUUCUACAGCAAGAGAAAACCCAAUGAAGCUUCGACCAUUAAGGAUUAUCAGCUGUCCAGUUUCCUGCCCAGGAGGUUUAAUGAAGAGCUGGUCAGAGUUUAUUACGGAGGAUCUGGUGCUGUCAAAGAGGAGGAGAAGAGGAAGAUUGAGGAGGCAGAUAAGUGCUUCCAGACCUGGUGUAGAUCCAGUCUAAGCCUCCAAGCAGCACAGUAACUGACACGUGUG